This is a messenger RNA of Piliocolobus tephrosceles (Ugandan red Colobus), 1500 nucleotides long. Its product is annotated as mucin-12-like. The annotation marks the transcript as partial. The transcript has a single exon. The record is from RefSeq and is a predicted model, not a curated record. Lineage: Eukaryota; Metazoa; Chordata; Mammalia; Primates; Cercopithecidae.
UUUACAACCUUCCACAGCAGCCCAGGCUCCACUGAAACCACAGUCUCACAUGAAAACACCACAACCUCAGGCCUCGAUGAAGCGUCCACACCCAUCCACAGCAGCACUGGCUCACGACACACAACGCUGUCCCCUGCCAGCUCCACAAGCCCUCAGGGAGGCGUUCAGGGAGAAUCGAACACCUUCCAGACCCACCCAGGCUCAACUCACACAGCACCUUCACCUCCCAGCACAAGUACCCCUGUUGAAGAAUCUACUACCGACGACAGCAGCCCAGGCUCAACUGCAACAGCACACUUCCCUGACAGCUCCACAACCUCAGGCCAUAGUGAGGAAUCAACAGCAUCCCACAGCAGCCCAGAUGCACUGGAAACCACAUUCCUACCCACGAGCACCACAGUCUCAGUUCUUGUUGGAGAAUCUACAACCUCACCCAUCAGUUCAGGCUCAGUGGAAACAACAAUGUUACGCGGCAGCAGCACAACACCAGGCCUCAGUGAGAAAUCGACCACUUUCCACAGUAGCCCCAGAUCACCAGACACAAGCCUCUCACCUGCCAGCACGACAAGCUCAGGUGUCAGUGAAGGAUCCACCACCUCCCUCAGCCGACCAUGGUCAAUGCACACAAUGGCGUUUCCGGACAGCACCACCGUACCAGGCCACAGUCAGGAAUCUACAACUUCCCACAGCAGCCCAGGCUCAACACACACAACACUGUUCCCUGGGAGGACCACAGCAUCAUCCCUUGGUCAAGAAUCCACAACGUUCCACAGUAGCCAAGGCUCCACUCACACCACACUCUUCCCUGACAACAGCACAACCUCAGGCCUCGUUGAAGCGUCUACGCCCGUCCACAGCAGCACUGGCUCACCACACACAACACUGUCCUCUGUGGGAUCUACAACUCAUCGGGGAGAAGCUACCACCCUCGCGAGCUGGUCAAGCUCAAAGGACACUACGGCUGCACCUCCUACUACCACAUCAGCCUUUGUUGAUGUAUCUACAUCCUACCACAGCAGCCCGAGCUCAACUCCAACAACCCACUUUUCUGCCAGCUCCGCAAGCUUGGGCCAUAGUGAGGAAUCAACAAUAGUCCACAGCAGUCCAGAUGCAACUGGAACAGCACUCUCACCCGCCCACUCCACAGCCCCAGGUCGUGGAGAAUCUACAGUCUCACCCAUCAGUCCAGGCGCAACUGAAAUAACAACGUUACCUGGCAGUAGCACAACAACAGGCCUCAGUGAGACAUCUACCACCUUCCACAGUAGCCCCAGAUCACCGAUCACAAAACUCUCACCUGCCAGCAUGACAAGCCUAGGCGUCAGUGAAGAAUCCACCACCUCCCAUAGCCAACCGGGCUCAACUCACUCAACAGCGUCACCGGCCAGCACCACCACGCCAGGCCUCAGUGACGAAUCUACCACCAUCUACAGCAGACCACGCUCAACUGAAACCACAGUGUCCCCUCACAGCAGCACAACCUCAACUCGUGGGGAAGAA